This is a messenger RNA of Recurvomyces mirabilis, 927 nucleotides long. RefSeq lists its product as uncharacterized. Lineage: Eukaryota; Fungi; Ascomycota; Dothideomycetes; Mycosphaerellales; Teratosphaeriaceae. The record is from RefSeq and is a predicted model, not a curated record. The transcript has 3 exons. The coding region runs from base 1 to 927 and encodes 308 amino acids.
AUGGCAAGUGACAGAAAUCAUUACGAGCUCAAUCGCCAUACUGACGCUUCACAGAAUGGUACGAAUGGCGUCAACGGAGUCAACGGCGUAACUCCUCGCGGCCGUCUCGCCGGCAAGAACGCUGUCAUCACCGGAGGAGCUGGUGGAAUUGGUUUGGAGACGACCAUUCUUUUCCUUCGCGAAGGUGCUUCGGUGCUCAUGUGCGACAUCUCGGAACCAGCUUUGAAGAGGGCCAUCGCCAUCGCGAAGAAAGCUGCACCUCAUAUGACAGGCAAGGUUGAGACGAUCAAAUGUGAUGUCUCCAAAGAGUCUGACGUCCAGGCUGCUGUCGAGCAUCUAGAUGCUUGGGGUGGUUUGGAUGUCAUGUUCAACAACGCCGGGAUAAUGCAUAGCGACGAUGCAGACGCCAUCGAUACCCCAGAGAAGAUCUGGGACCUCACACAAAACAUCAACGUCAAAGGCGUCUGGUACGGCAGCAAACACGCCGUCCUCGCCCUUCGCAGGCACAACAAGAAAGUCGCGAGCAUAAUCAACACAGCUUCCAUGGUCGCGCUCGUGGGCUCUGCCACACCACAGCUAGCCUACACAGCCUCCAAAGGCGCCGUGCUAGCCAUGACCCGCGAACUCGCCAUCGUGCAUGCACGUGAAGGCUACCGCUUCAAUGCUCUCUGUCCCGCACCUCUCAAUACGCCACUCCUGCAGGACUGGCUGGGCGAUGAUCAGGAGAAGAGGCAUAGGCGCGAGGUGCACUUCCCUAUGGGACGUUUUGGCGAGGCGAUCGAGCAGGCACAGGCUGUGCUUUGGCUUGCUUCGGAUGAGAGCUCUUUCGUCAACGGGACGGAUUUCGUGGUCGACGGUGGGUUGACCAAGGCUUAUGUCACGCCUGAGGGUCCCGCUCCAGCGCCUCCAAACAACCUGGGAAGGUAG